AAGUGAGGUAGGUCACCGGUUCAUCGGUCGAUUCUUAGCGGCGGAAGCGAAGUGGAAAGCCGUGUGACAGGUUGAGGGGGAAGUGCUUCUAGAAUCAAAAUAAUGAUGAUAAUGGAAGUGCGGGGAAUUUGAGUGCGGGAAAAGGUGGUGUGCAAAGUUGGAAAUAAGUUCGCUAAAGCGGGUGCCGCGUUGCAACAAAUAGAAUUCGAUUCGAAUAGAGAAUGAUUGUGCCGCAGAGUGUUGUUUUUUUCUUGUUGUUUUGUUCAAAUGAGAGAGUUUGUUUCAGUUCCAUUUGGAGCCGGAAAGAAGAGUGAGCGAGAUGGCCAAAUUCGACAGCUAAAAGUGCAAAGUGCUUAGAUCGCAAAAUCAAAUAUUGAAAUUUAAUGCCCGGCAUCGAAGUUGGAAUUGUUUGUGCAUGCAAAAAGCGGUUUCAGUUGUGGCGAACGAAAUUCUCGAAGCCGUUUGUGUGUCGCGUUGUGUGAAACGUGUUGAGAAAUAGUGAAUUUGUCAUUGUAGUGAUCCAUGUUUCAUAGAACAAAGCAUCUUUAUAUAAUUGGAACAUCAUUCGCCACCGUUCAGAUCGAGGAGUGUGAGUCUCUCCCGUUAGCAUCCUCGUCUUCAACUCUUUCAUCCCCGCCAAGCAAGCAGCAGUCCGCUAGUGAGAGAAACCAAUUUGGACCGUACGUGAGCCCUCGGCUGCUGUCGAUAUCGAUGAUGAAUAAAAUACCAGCUCAAGAUGUAAAAGUAUCACAAAGAUCAAACUGCGAAUCUGUCCCCGGAAGGAUAAGGACUAAUUUGGAGCACCAAUCAUGCCCGAAUGGGACGGGCCGAAUCGAUGGACGAGAUUAUCCAAAAUCAGCAAAAAGUCCUCCGUCACAUCAGAAGACUUCCCCCUCCCCAGCGUCUCAGGACAUGGAAUCAUCGAACCCGGACCCGGAAGGCUUCAAACUUCGUCAGAUGAGGCCAUACGUUAGAUGUCAGCACCGCUCCAGCUAUCAACUUUUGCCAUAAAUCACUCGCCGCUAUCCAUCUCUCGCCUCACUCAGCUCGCCCCUGUCGGACCGGAUCUGCCCCGAUCGGAUUAAAUACUAUUAUGCUUUAUGUUGAUGCUCUAUUGUGCCAUUAAAAUUCACGUCAGACACACCCUUCGUGUGUACACACACAUACAUACACGCACGCACGUGUGCCAUUAUAUGUAUGGAUCACGCGCUCCGCACGGCGGAACUACUAAACGACGGGUUUAAACGUGCCGCCAUAAACGGCACCAGUAAUCAUUAUCGUCAUCAUUAUCAUUGUAAUCAUCAUGUUCAUCCCGCAUCCGCCCCCCGAAAACAGACGAAAAGUAAAAGCAAGCAAGCAAGCAAA
This is a messenger RNA of Toxorhynchites rutilus septentrionalis, 1365 nucleotides long. RefSeq lists its product as uncharacterized. The record is from RefSeq and is a predicted model, not a curated record. NCBI's taxonomy places the organism in Eukaryota, Metazoa, Arthropoda, Insecta, Diptera, Culicidae. Bases 523 to 1011 code for a protein of 162 amino acids. The transcript is spliced from 2 exons.